CCUCGGCAUAACUUCAGUCUAAGAUGCGUGAGAAGGCUUAAUACAAGACCAGAGGAAAUCUUCUGCCGGAUCAAACACAACUUCAGUCUCAUCUCUUUGCAGUCGAAAAAGACUGAUAAGAAACACCGUAUUCCAAUAUUGUAAGCUGUCAGGACACUGGGUACCCACUGAGAAUGGAGUGGCAUGUCUUGGUGCUGGCUCUCUGUUUGAGUUUGCCGUCCUCAAUCCAGGAUGAUUGCUCCUCGCAGUGCGUAACGUGCGCUCAGCAAGCCCAGAAUGAAGUCACCCAGGUCAACAGUCUGGUCUGUGCUUUAGAAUGCGAGGGGACUUUAUCUUCCUCCACUGAAUUACAGAAAUGUGAAAAGGUUCUUCAGAUGUACUCUGCUGGACUGUUCGGCGUCAACGAUAAAGCCGAAACCGAGAAGGAAGACCAACCAGGAGAACCGCCAUUCAGCAACCUAGUGAAGCGAUAUGGGGGCUUCCUAAAGAAAGUCGACAAGAGCAAAUAUUACGACAGUUCCCCUGCACAGAACUCAAACACCAAAAGUCUGCUAGCUAAGAAAUACUUAUAUCUGUUAAGAAAGUUUGGUGAAAGAGACAUCCCGGAUAAGUUACAAGACACAAAAUUGGGGGGCGGGGCAUCAGAAAACGGAGAGGUGGUCUAUGAUGACGCCACCGCCGUAAACGAAGUCAAACGUUAUGGAGGCUUCUUGCGUAAGUUUGGACCCAAGAGAAGCCCCGAGUCUGGGGAAGAGAGCAGCGAAGAAGAGUUGCAAAAGAGAUACGGAGGCUUCAUGCGAAGGGUGAGGCCAAAACUCAAGUGGGACAACCAGAAGAGAUAUGGUGGUUUUCUGAGGCGCCAUUUUAAAAUUUCAGUUCGGUCAGACGAAGAACCCAAUUUAUAUUCUGAUGAAGUUUAUUAUCUAUAGAUUGUUGGAGCUAUCACUGUAACUUAAGACUCCCCAUACAGAUGCACUGAAAUGUUCAAGGUUUUUUGUGCUUUUGCUUAAAAGAGCAGGUAUUGUACACAACUUUAUCUGCCUGCGACAGUAUUAUGUAAGACGCGCAUUAAAGAAUGAGACUCCAGGGACAUUUUCAUUGUAUCUGUAAAAAUGACAAGUGUAAUAAAUGUUUGCAAAAUAUUACUUAUUGUACAUUAAGAAAAUGACAAAUUCAGUGAUACUGGUUUAAUAAAGAUAAAUGCAAGUGCUUCUAUGUUCAA
Molecule: messenger RNA, 1222 nt
Organism: Polyodon spathula (Mississippi paddlefish)
Lineage: Eukaryota; Metazoa; Chordata; Actinopteri; Acipenseriformes; Polyodontidae
Product: proenkephalin-B-like
Exons: 3
Coding region: 174-929 (251 amino acids)
Biological process (GO): chemical synaptic transmission; sensory perception; neuropeptide signaling pathway
Cellular component (GO): plasma membrane; dendrite; neuronal cell body
Molecular function (GO): opioid receptor binding
Source: RefSeq, a predicted model, not a curated record